AGAACAGGAAAAGGGAAAAGCCUGACCCAUCACCUGGAUUCCAGAGAUGCCUGUGUGCAGAGGCCACAGGCAAGGUAACUGGCCCUGGAUCCUGCAUGGUGUACUUGGGAGCUGGAAGGGGGACUGCAGGGGAGAGAGAAAGCAAGGAACGCAGCAGGCAGUGCCAUGGCGUAUGUAGUAAAGUCACAUGAGGCUGAGAGUCCGAACUGGACUAGUUUCCCAGCUUUCCACACCGAUAACCUAGAAAGAAUGAUGGAGACCUCCCCCACUUCCCCCCAGGCCCUGAAGAUCAUUUCUUUCAGACUGAAAACCGGGAGCCUAAACAGAGAAGCCUAUUUUUACUUUGGGGUCUGGCAGUGCUGUGGUGCCAAUGGCUAGCUAACACACAGGUGUGUGUCUUUCUGCAGGUGCCCUGGGAGGGACCAUGGUGCCGAGGCAGUUGUGGGGAAAACUGAAGCAGCCAUUUCUCUUCCUGAGCAGUGCCUCGCUCCUCCUGGGGCUGGCUUUACUGGUCAUCCAGCCUGAUGUGGCCCCUGCUUCUUAUUUCUUCCUCUGCUUGGCUGGCUUCUGCUUUCUUGCCUGCCUCCUGGCCUGUGUUGUGGAGCGGGGCCUCCAAUCAAGGCAGCGCUCAAGGCAGACUGAGAAUCCGGAGGCCUCGGGCAACGCACGGGACAAUGCAGCUUUUGAGGUGCCAACCUAUGAGCAGGCGGUGGUGGUGAUGGACUCACAGUCACAGCACCACCUCCAAGAGCUGGAGCAACCACCUCCUUACAACAGUGUUGUAAUAUCGCCAGGAGCUGAGGGGGCGCAGCCUAGCCAGCUCGAGAGGCCCAGCCCAGGAAGGCUGAAAAGGCGAGUGGGCUCAGAGGGGACAAUGACUCGCAGAGGAAACCCUGGAAGACCUCUUCGACUUAGGGGUCCACGAGUUGUAUCCACUGCUCCUGAUCUGCAAAGCUUGCGGGUGGCCCCCAAAUUGGAGCCCGCUACUCCACCCCCUGCCUACGAAAUCUGUUUUGUUCACCCUGACGAUGACAAUGUUUUCUAUGAAGAUAAAAGGAUACUUCCCUAAGCGAUGCUCUCAGAACCUCUCAUUUCUGCACUCAUUUGCCCAGCAUGUCCUAAUAUCUACUUCAUCAGAAACCGGUUUGGCCCGGACAUCACAGAUGGGACCUUCAAACCAGCGGGGAGUCAGGCUACGGCAAGUCCUUCCCAGUUGAGAUAUAGGUGGCACACCUGGAUUCUUCUGGAAACAUUCUGGAGCCUACCUGAUGACCAGCAUUUCCAGAGUAAGGUGAAAGACGAGGAGCGAGGUGAUCAAGAGAAACUGGAGCGGUACCUCGGAGUGACAGCUGUGCUUCAUCAAGCCUCGCUUAGAUUCCUGGUGGGGUAUUACCUACCAGGGUAAGGAGAGAGUCUAAGAGUGAGGGGAGCUGAAUAGCUUGCACAGGGACAGGAGGCUAGUAAAAAGAUCAAGAGUCAAAUCCCAAUUCCAGUGCCUAUUGUUUUCAAUACCAACUGGGCAAUCCACACGACUUGAUAAUCUCGUCUUGGGACAACUGGUAGAGAGAGAAAUCUAAAUACAGACAGAACGGGAGGCCACAUAGGGUAGGAUAAGUGCGGCCAAGAGCACCCCCAGCUUCGGAGAAGCGCGCCUUCUAGUGCUUUCCAUUUCCCGUGCACCCCCGACCCUGGAAGUUCUAGGCGAACAAUGAGGAGAAGCCCAGCCCCCUUAGGUCUCCUGGAAGUUAUUGCAUGA
Molecule: messenger RNA, 1756 nt
Organism: Peromyscus californicus insignis
Lineage: Eukaryota; Metazoa; Chordata; Mammalia; Rodentia; Cricetidae
Gene: Tmem139
Product: transmembrane protein 139
Exons: 2
Coding region: 425-1069 (214 amino acids)
Source: RefSeq, a predicted model, not a curated record